This is a messenger RNA of Nycticebus coucang (slow loris), 2995 nucleotides long. It is a transcript of the gene ATG4B, whose product is annotated as autophagy related 4B cysteine peptidase. Lineage: Eukaryota; Metazoa; Chordata; Mammalia; Primates; Lorisidae. Gene Ontology annotation, molecular function: protein-phosphatidylethanolamide deconjugating activity. The record is from RefSeq and is a predicted model, not a curated record. The transcript is spliced from 13 exons. Bases 121 to 1482 code for a protein of 453 amino acids.
CUGUUCCUGUGUCCUCUGUGUGGAGAAAGCGCCGCGUGUAGCGUGAAGCGUCUCGACGGGCAGCAGAGCGAGCGCCGACCCGUGAGACGUCCGCAGACCUCCGGCCCGGCGGCUCGGGGCAUGCAGCGGCCCAGCCGUACGCCAAGAUGGCGCCUCCCGCGCACUUCCGCCCGCGCUCCGGAUCCUCUGCGCCGCCCGCGCCGGCGUCUCGAUUGGCCCCCGCGGCGUCCAGUCGCCGCGUCGCGCUGCGGACCGGUCGGAGCGACGCCGCUCGGGUCAGUCGGCGCCUGGACGGGGAAGAUGGACGCAGCUACUCUGACCUACGACACUCUCCGGUUUGCUGAGUUUGAAGAUUUCCCUGAGACUUCAGAGCCUGUUUGGAUACUGGGUAGAAAAUACAGCAUUUUCACAGAAAAGGACGAGCUCUUGUCUGACGUGGCAUCUAGACUUUGGUUUACAUACAGGAAAAACUUUCCGGCCAUUGGGGGGACAGGCCCCACCUCGGACACGGGCUGGGGCUGCAUGCUGCGCUGUGGACAGAUGAUCUUCGCCCAGGCCUUGGUGUGCCGGCACUUGGGGCGUGAUUGGAGGUGGACACAGCGGAAAAGGCAGCCAGACAGCUACUUCAGCGUCCUCAGUGCUUUCCUUGACAGGAAGGACAGUUACUACUCCAUCCACCAGAUAGCACAAAUGGGAGUUGGUGAAGGCAAGUCAAUUGGCCAGUGGUACGGGCCAAACACCGUCGCUCAAGUCCUCAAGAAGCUUGCUGUCUUUGACACAUGGAGCUCCCUGGCAGUCCAUAUAGCGAUGGACAACACUGUGGUGAUGGAGGAGAUCAGAAGGUUAUGCAGGACCAGCCUUCCAUGUGGCACGGCCACAGCGUCUUCUGCAGCUCCCGACCGGCACUGUAAUGGGUUCCCUGCUGGAGCCGAGGUCACCACUAGGCUGUCACCCUGGAGACCCCUGGUACUUCUCAUCCCCCUGCGCCUGGGGCUCACGGACAUCAACGCCGCCUAUGUGGAGACACUGAAGCGCUGCUUCCGGAUGCCCCAGUCCCUGGGGGUGAUUGGAGGGAAACCCAACAGUGCCCACUACUUCAUCGGCUAUGUUGGUGAGGAGCUUAUCUACCUGGACCCCCACACAACACAGCCGGCGGUAGAGGCCACAGACAGCUGCCUUGUCCCAGACGAGAGUUUCCAUUGCCAGCACCCUCCAUGCAGGAUGAGCAUCGGGGAACUCGACCCGUCCAUUGCUGUGGGGUUUUUCUGUAAGACUGAGGACGACUUCAAUGACUGGUGCCAGCAAGUCAAAAAGCUAUCACUGCUUGGAGGCGCCCUGCCCAUGUUUGAGCUGGUGGAGCAGCCACCUUCCCAUCUGGCCUGUCCUGACGUCCUAAACCUGUCCCUAGAUUCUUCUGAUGUAGAGCGACUGGAAAGAUUCUUCGACUCAGAAGAUGAAGACUUUGAGAUCUUGUCCCUUUGAAAUCUGGGGGUUGGGGGGUAGCCUCCGCUGGCCCUUGCUGGUGCCACUGCAUUUCAUCCAUCCAGCCUGCUGAGUGCUGUGCACCCCGUGCUCCACCCAGGGGCUGCCACACUCUGCUCAUGGAUUGAUGCCUGGAGUCAGACUGCCCAGCCCGGUCCUUGCCAGGGUCUCACAUCCACAGGAAGAGCCGUAAACCAGGAGCUUCCAGAGUUCACCUCCGGACACUGCCAGCCUUGCCUUAGCACAUCGGCUUCAGUCCCACUUCCUCCUAGGCGGCAGCUCUGUGGUUUGUUUGGAAUUAAAGUCCUGUUUGAAAGGCACAGCACAGACAUGGAUUUCUGGGCACCUCCCAAGUCAGCCUCAGAAGACCUGCAGGUUGGUGUAUGAGGAGUGAUGGCCACUGUGGCCUCGAGCUGUGGACUGGGCUGCUCAUGCCGGGUCAGGUGAGCUCAUGGCCAUGUCCCCUCUGCCCCAUGUGGUUUUUCAAGGGCUACCUCAGUAGGAGAACAGGUGGAAGGAAUGGCAGCAGGCUCUCCCCUGCUCAGGGGAGAUAAGCAUCGGAGGGUGAGGCCUAUGGGAAUCCAAAGACAUCCCUGCACAGGAUGCAGUGUGGAUGGCCUGGGUUGAGGGCAGCAGGUUGCCCAGGGUGUCUGGAGCAACAGUCCUCGGAAGGUCCGUGUCAGGGCACAGCCUUUUCUCCUUCAAGGGGUGUGGCAUCUCAAGAUGCACCAUUUGCUGCCGCUUGCUUAUCACACCAGCUUCCCCAGUGACGGGCAAGGACAGGGAGGUCCCCUUCCUAUAAUACUCGGCCUGGGAGUGAGCUGGGGCAUGCUCCGCCUUCAAGCCUUUCUGUUUUCGCCUUGCUCAGAAUUGCCUAUGUGGGUCAGAGGCUUUAGAUGGUUGGGGCCCAACAGGUCAGACCCCAGCAUUGUGGUGUAUGAAGGCCACACAGCAGGGCUAGGCACAGCUGGCAGUCUCCAGACCCCUCUCACCAUUACUUUCAGCACCUAACAGCUUUAAUUUAGCCCCAGUGUCCUGGGCCUCAGGUGUGCCAUUGCCACCUUAGUCUGCUGUCCUGUCACUAGAUGUAGCAAGAGGGUUUGGGGAGCUUGCUGGUGACGGCUGCAGGGACCUUUCUUACAAGCACGUGGCUCAGAAUUGGCUUCUGUUUGGGCAGACUGGGGGCCAAGCCACACUGACCACUAGCAAAGAGCACCUCCAGCCCCCAAGUGUUGAUGACAUAAUUUAUUUCCUUAUUCCUUUUUUCUUCCCUCCCCCCCCCCUCCAAGAUGUAGUUGGGUGGAAAGGAGGGAGGCUAGACACUAUAUUCCUGGAGAGCUCCACAUCCCGCUAGGGACAGAGGAAGUUGGGCUGCAGUGGAAGUAAGUGGACACCUUGACCAAAGGGGAGCUCUGUCUUGUGUGUUUUGAAAAAGGCUUACUAAAGAGAAUGUCCAUUCUUAGUAUAGUUUGCAGUUCUUAAUGGUAAAUAAUAACAAUUUCAGUAGAAAACA